AUGAUUUAUUCCCAUUGUCCCAUCCAGGUCUCCACUUCAUCGGCCAGCAGUCUGCUGCGUAUUGUCUUCGACCAGAUCACAGAGGGCCAGUUGGAGUUUGUGGAGCUGGACCAGCACUUUGACACCAUCCAGAUCGGCGAGGGAGAGGACAAACGCGAGUACACCAUCUUCACUGGCAAGACAGAGAUGGAGGCUCACCUGAAAAAUCAGUUUCCAGAUGACAUCACUGCCAUUGAAACUUUUUUCAAAAUCAUGAAGGUGUCAGUCAAGAAGACUCACUAUCUGGCCUCUCUGAAGCUGAUCCCCCAGUGGCUGGCUCUGUUCUUGCUGAAGUCUGGCAUCAGAAACCUCUGCUCCUCCAUCUAUACCCUCUCUGGUACUGGAGCUACAGCUGGCACCUUGACCACCAACAAGGACCUUCACGUCAUCUUCAGUUACCUCUUCUACGGUACUUGGUCUUAAUUUUAUUUUAUGCCCCCCCCCCCCCAGGAUUCCAGUGUAAUAUUCAAUGCUCUUCUGUUGCAACACUACAAGAGAGGAGCGUACUACCCUAAAGGAGGAGCCAGUGAGAUCUCCUACCACAUCAUCCCUGUCAUCCAGAAGUCUGGAGGCAACGUCCUGGUCAGGGCAUCCGUCACUCAGAUCCUGGUCAACAAUGAUGGGGCAGCAUAUGGUGUAAAGGUGAGAAAGGGACAGGAGGAGGUGGAGGUACAUGCUCCUGUGAUCAUCUCCAACUGUGGUCUGUUCACCACCUUCCAGAAAUGACUGCCCCCUGAGACCCAGACCAAACCAGUCAUCCAGGAAUGUUUGGACAUGAUGAAACAUGGCAGGUGAUCAUUAUUGGUCUUCUCUGGCUUUGAUGGAACCCAAGAGGAGCUGGGUAUUGUCUCCACCAACUUCUGGCUCUUCAAAAAGAAUGAUAUGGAUGUUACUAUGGCAUCACUACAUAGCUUACAGUCCUACAUGGAGAUUAGUUUCAUUGAUGCGUCAUCACUCCAGCAUUGUUCAGAUGUCUACAGCCUUGUUGUUUUGUGUAGAAUGGAAGGGUUAAAGAGGAUGCUCCUGAUAAGUGUGUUGACUUCUUUGUGCCACAAAUACGCUGCAGACGUGUCGGAUGUAUACCAUGUUACAUUUCCAGGGAAAUCCUGCAUGACGAUGUUGACCAUGGUGAAAUACGAGUGGUUUGAGGAAUGGACAGAUACCUCAGUAAGGAAAAGGGGAGAUGACUACCCCAACUACAAAAUGAAAUUGGCAAACAAUCUUGACUGGGCAUGCACCCGAUUCCCCAAGCUGAGGGAAAAGUUGGUGUUCCAGGACGUUGCGAGCCCCCCCCCCCUGACUAACAUGCACUACCUGCGAGCCCAGCGCGGGGCCAUGUACUCUGCUGAGCACAACCUUGGCCGCUUCCAUGCUGAGGCUGUGGCCAGGAAGCGUUGCUCCACCCCUGUCAAAAACCUCUCAGGGCAGGAUGUGUUCAGCCGUGGGAUAGCUGGAGCUUUGCACGGGGGUCUCCUGUGUGCCUCCACAGUCCUGGACCACAUCGUCUACAUCAACCUCCUCUUCCUCAAGAAGAAGCAGAAGGAUGGCCAGGCUGGUUAAGAAGCUCGAGUGAGGAGACCACUCCAUUUCUACGCUCCGGAGCGAAGUUUCCCCUAUAAUUUAACUUUCCUAACCUAAAUCACAAGAUGGGACAAUUUAAAACUGACCCAAGAUCAGCGUCUAGGGCCAGCUUCACCCUACACACUACUUCUACAGUAAGGUAGCCUAUACAGGGUCGAAAAAGAAGAAGAAACCGCUAACAUCCGGUUUUCAGGGAUACAGCAUCUUCAACAUAGCUUCCGUUUCCUCUGAAAACCGCAUGUAGGGACCACAGGAGGUUGGUGGUGCCUUAAUUGAGGAGGACGGGCUAAUGGCUGGAAUGCAAUAGGAGGAAAUGAAAUACAACAAACAGAUGGAUUCCAUGUGUUUGAUGCCAUCAGUCGCACCGUUCCGGCCAUUAUUAUGAGCCAUCCUCCUCUCAGCAGCCUCCACUGGUAGGGACUGCUGAAGCGGUUCUUUUACGCCUGCUAGGUUAACAGUAAAGCUGCUCUCUACUUCCUCCGCAGGACUAAAUCUGAACUGCAGGUUUCAUUCUGAUACGGUGACAUCAUGACAAGCUGAGGAGAUGGAAUCCCAACAAAUUUCUGGUUACCUCUUCAUUCCUAGAACAUUAGUAUGAAUGUUCUGGGAGGGGUAAAAUGGUUAACACUUUUGGUUAAAACGUUUCCCAGGGAUGUAUACAUAUUGUAUGUCAUUUUACAAUUACAGAUUGAUUUGAAAAUACAGAAUCUGCCAAUGGAAAGUAAUCCUUGAAUAUGUAUGCACCACUUACACUGUGUCAAAGUUUGAAAUGUUUUAAUGUGAAUCAUUUAAUAUUGUAUUAAUGUAAACAUGUAACAUGGUAAGACCAGGUUCCAGGAUAAAGUGACUAAGGGGACAGUUGAAAUCGGCUAUCGGGCACAAUUUUUGGGUUCUUGCAUUGGAAUUAUAUUGAAUUCUGCUUAUAUCAGGUUAUACCACAAACAGUUUAAACCGACACUCUGAGAUCAUUGAGUGCUUUUGAAGUGACAGGUUGGCAUGAAAUCUGUAGCCCAUCUCAGCUGUGCUGUGUCAGCACAAUGGACAGCGCCCUAACAUACAAGGCCGUUUUGGUAAUGAAUAUAGACUACAAGAUGGACAGGGUAAUUCACCUAUUAUAAACAGCCUAUGUGAAUGCAGUCUUACACACCGCUGUCUUAACAAAAUAAUACUAACUAAAUGCUGAAAGUAGUAGCUUAGUUAUUCAUGCAUGCUAGCAAUAACACUGAACAGCAGUUUGGCUUAGAAUACCGACACAACUGCGAAUGCGAACAAAUGAGAACAGAACAAAACAACGGUACCAAGUAGUAGGCCUAGUUAACUAAAUAUCAGUCCGAUAAAAGAAUGACACAAUCUAGAUUUAGGUUAGUUACAUUAACAGUAAACAAUGCAGUAAACAAAAGGUUCAAUGGAGAUCCAAAUAACCCAAAUCUAGCCUACAACCUACUACAGUUAGAUGUAGACAUGCACAGCUGUCUUUCCAAAUAACCCAAAUCUAGCCUACAACCUACU
Molecule: messenger RNA, 3129 nt
Organism: Oncorhynchus gorbuscha (pink salmon)
Lineage: Eukaryota; Metazoa; Chordata; Actinopteri; Salmoniformes; Salmonidae
Product: inactive all-trans-retinol 13,14-reductase
Source: RefSeq, a predicted model, not a curated record